This is a messenger RNA of Salvia hispanica, 1244 nucleotides long. RefSeq lists its product as uncharacterized. Gene Ontology annotation, molecular function: DNA binding; DNA-binding transcription factor activity. The record is from RefSeq and is a predicted model, not a curated record. Lineage: Eukaryota; Viridiplantae; Streptophyta; Magnoliopsida; Lamiales; Lamiaceae. Gene Ontology annotation, biological process: regulation of DNA-templated transcription.
UCGGAAAAUUUAGGAGAAUUCCGACGAACCCAAGUGAUGUCAGUACAAUUGAAUUUCCACACAAAAAGCUUAAAGUAAAGUAUGAGAGAGAGAAUAGUUGAUUAAUUAUCUUUAUCGUAAGAGCAAGACAAUAAAGCUGCAACAGCCACCACUCCGCCACAACAAGGCAGCGGAGCCGCCGGCCGCCCGCAAUCUCUCUGCAGGGUGGGUGGUCCCCCCCUCUCUCUUCUUCCUCAACUGACAUUCUGAUCUGAGUCAAAUAUGGAGCAGCAGCGCCCGGAUCAGCCCCCCCGCCUCAAGCCGCCGGAGAUGCUGCCUCCCCCGCCCCAGAAGUGCCCGCGCUGCGACUCCUCCAACACCAAAUUCUGCUACUACAACAACUACAGCCUCUCCCAGCCCCGCUACUUCUGCAAGUCCUGCCGCCGCUACUGGACCCACGGCGGAACCCUACGAAACGUCCCCGUCGGCGGCGGCUGCCGCAAGACCAAGCGCCCCCGCCCCUCCUCCUCCUCCUCCUCCCCCGCCGAGAUUCAGCCCGUCCUCGCCGCGAUCCCACCUCAAACCCUGGCUGCCUUGAGCGCCGCUUUCCCUCCUCCGGCCGGGCCCAACUACUACCGAGGCCCCACCUUCCUCUCCACCCUCGCCUCCAUGCAACCCGGAUUCAACCAGGGCGCCGCCGCGCGCGGCCAAUACAAUGCUGUCACUCUCCGACCCCCGGCGCCGCAGCACCAAUUCCCUCUUCAGAACAAUCAGUACAGCUUCCCAUCAGACAGCCUGACUAAUCCGGCUGCGCGCGCUCCUUGGCCUCAAACCUUCAUCAACGCCGCGCCACCCACCGCAACGACCUCCUCCUCCCCCGGGACAAGCUUGAGCUUCUGGAGCGGCGAUGGCGACAGCGAUGACCUGGCGGGGCCUUCCUUCGACGCGGGGUUCGAUCCAUCCUCCCCGUGAAUUUUGGAUGUGUUCUUCGAUUUCAUUUGCAUGCGGCGUGUGUGUCUUUUCUCUUUCGUUAUAUUUUCAAAUUGAGUUUUUGGGUUUUGUUUUUCUUGAAAAAAAAAAAUAGAUGGGUGUUUUAGGUUGCAAACAUUUACUAGUAGCAAGAUUGGAUGUUUCUUGAGUAUACAAAAUGUUGUAAUUUCACCAUCUUAUAGAGAUUCAGAAUAAGUUGGGUUAGGUUUGCUUGUUCAACUUUUUGAUCAAAAGUUUAUUGAGUUUAAUGGUAAUGCCUUUUGCUUUUCCGUUGC